AAAGUUCCCCGUCAGCGUGAGAAGAGUUACGAUUACGACAAUUUUAGUUGUCGAACUUCUCAUUAACUCACAGUAUAAGAGAGGAGGUCCUAAGGCAAAUUCACCCCUGCGCCCUGACCCUUCCUCUCCCAGCUCUGUUCUACCCUUUUUUCUUUUUUCCUUUUUAACAAUUUUAUCAUUAUCAUCAUUACAAUUAUCUACCUUUUUUUUUAUUAAGUUUUGAAUCUUUUCACAAAUUUUCUUGUUUUUUAUCUAAAAUUUCCAGAGCUUUAAGGGUUAGGAGGUGUGGAAUUUCAGCGUUUCCCACCUGUGUUACUGUCAUAACACCGCCGUCACCGUUUCGAUCAUUCUUUUCUUGUUGUUGUUUCGCUUUUCUUUGCAUAGAUUUAGGGCUUCUCGUAUAUUUGAUAAUCCAUAGUUAUUAUUACGUUUAACAACAAUAGCAUCCAGAUUUUAGAAAUGGAAAAGAAAAGAGUUACGGUACCUCUUGUUUGUCACGGUCACUCUCGUCCAGUGGUUGAUCUCUUUUACAGUCCCGUUACUCCCGAUGGUUUCUUCCUUAUAAGCGCAAGCAAAGAUGCUAGUCCUAUGUUAAGGAAUGGAGAGACUGGAGAUUGGAUUGGAACAUUUGUAGGGCACAAAGGUGCAGUUUGGAGUUGCUGUUUGGAUGCUAAUGCUUUGCGGGCUGCAACUGCUUCUGCUGAUUUCUCAACCAAAGUUUGGGAUGCAUUAACAGGCGAUGAGUUACAUUCUUUUGAGCACAAGCACAUUGUUAGAGCAUGUGCCUUUUCUGAGGAUACACACCUUUUGCUCACUGGGGGAGCAGAAAAAAUUCUCCGACUUUAUGAUUUGAAUCGGCCUGAUGCACCACCCAAAGAAGUGGAUAAAUCCCCUGGUUCAGUCAGGAGUGUUGCAUGGCUUCAUAGUGACCAGACAAUAUUGAGUUCAUGCACUGAUAAGGGAGGUGUGAGGCUAUGGGAUGUAAGAACUGGUAAAAUAGUCCAGACACUUGACACCAAGUCGCCUAUGACUAGUGCUGAAGUGAGUCAGGAUGGUCGUUAUAUUACAACAGCUGAUGGUUCUACUGUCAAAUUUUGGGAUGCAAAUCACUAUGGAUUAGUGAAGAGCUAUGAUAUGCCGUGCAAUGUGGAAUCAGCUUCAUUGGAGCCCAAGUUUGGGAAUAAGUUUAUUGCUGGGGGAGAAGACUUGUGGGUUCAUGUUUUUGAUUUCCAUACUGGCAAUGAGAUUGCAUGCAACAAAGGCCAUCAUGGUCCUGUACAUUGUGUCCGUUUCUCUCCUGGAGGAGAAUCAUAUGCAUCAGGAUCUGAGGAUGGAACCAUCAGAAUAUGGCAAACAGGCCCAUUGGGUCAUGAUGAAUCAGAGGGUUUAUCCCCAAAUGGAUCCAUUGAAAAGGUUAAGGCAAAUGCAGAGGAAGAUGUUUCACGCAGGAUUGAGGGAUUUCAUAUUGCUGAGGAGGCCAAGUCCAAAGGAAAGGAAGAGGCCACCGGGGAGGAAUUAUGAUACUAAUAAUAAUAAUAAUUGCGCCCUUCUAGUUCUGCCUGCCAUUUGUUUACAAUUUUGGCAAGUUAUCUGAACCAUGGGCCUUUCUAAAUAUACAUGAUUAGUAUAAACUAAAUUUUGUAAGUUUUAGUUUGUAUUGGGCAACUACUGAAUUGACGAGCUGGUUAAGGAUAGUUAAUUUUAUUUUAUGUUUGCAUUGAUUUCA
Cicer arietinum (chickpea) is the source of this 1726-nucleotide messenger RNA. RefSeq lists its product as uncharacterized. Gene Ontology annotation, molecular function: RNA binding; protein binding. Lineage: Eukaryota; Viridiplantae; Streptophyta; Magnoliopsida; Fabales; Fabaceae. The record is from RefSeq and is a predicted model, not a curated record. Gene Ontology annotation, biological process: spliceosomal snRNP assembly. Gene Ontology annotation, cellular component: SMN complex.